AUGUCGGGCAGUGCAGGCUUCGACAGACACAUCACCAUCUUCUCCGACCAGGGGCGCCUCUACCAAGUCGAGUAUGCCUUCAAAGCCAUCACCGCUGCGAACAUCACCUCCAUAGGCGUUCGAGGAAAGAGCUGUGCCGUCGUCAUAUCACAAAAGAAGGUUCCUGACAAGCUGAUCGAUCCCGCCUCCGUCUCCUAUGUCUACCGGCUGUCGCCCUCGGUGGGCUGCGUCAUGACCGGCUCCAUCGCCGAUGCAAGAGCAUCAGUCAAUCGAGCACGAGGGGAGGCGGCAGAGUUCAAGUACAAGUUCGGAUACGAAAUGCCGUGUGAUGUGCUCGCGAAGCGUCUGGCCAACAUCUCGCAAGUGUACACGCAAAGAGCAUACAUGCGCCCACUCGGAGUUGCGACGACGUUGAUUUCCGUGGACUCGGAGUAUGGUCCACAACUGUACAAGUGCGAUCCGGCGGGCUACUACGUGGGAUACAAGGCCACAGCAUCCGGCCCGAAAGCGCAAGAAGCCCUAAACUUCUUCGAGAAGAAGCUUAAGAACAAGGACAACGCGGAGGGCACAUGGGAGGAUGUGGUGGAGCUCGGCAUCACCGCGCUCAGUACCGUCUUGAGCGUGGACUUCAAAAAGGGCGAAUUGGAGAUUGGCAUCGUCGGCGGGCCUCGAUCGGGCGGCGCAGACGGCACGGAUCCCGGCUUUCGAUCGCUUACGGAGGAGGAGAUUGACGAGCGAUUACAGGCCAUAGCUGAGAAGGACUAA
Molecule: messenger RNA, 765 nt
Organism: Neohortaea acidophila
Lineage: Eukaryota; Fungi; Ascomycota; Dothideomycetes; Mycosphaerellales; Teratosphaeriaceae
Product: proteasome core particle subunit alpha 1
Exons: 5
Coding region: 1-765 (254 amino acids)
Biological process (GO): ubiquitin-dependent protein catabolic process
Cellular component (GO): cytosol; proteasome core complex; proteasome core complex, alpha-subunit complex
Source: RefSeq, a predicted model, not a curated record